AUGAGGUCCAUUGCGCGCGCCUCACUACUACUACAUCUUCUUAUGCCUAAAAGACUUCGAACGAUCCUUCGCUUUGUCAAACCUCUGCUUCGGGCUUAUGUUCUCGCCUACCUCUAUAUAGUUGUUCCCAAGAUAGUCGCAAUUGUUGCGCAGCUGGCUCGAAAACAUGAAUAUGACCAACUAUUGCCGCGAGUUAUCGCUGUGAUGCGAAGGGCUUUAGGGCGAGACAAGUUUCCUGCGCUCGCUGGGCGUCUUCUUCUCUUCAUGAAUGUGAUGGAGGCAGCACACUCACAAGCGUUUGGAAACAAUGGACUUGCGCUGCGCUACGGCAAACUCAAGAUUGCCAAUAGUGCAUACGCUAACUCAACUUUGGACUCCCUGAGACUUACAGCCACAACAAGGGAAACUGCAAAGCACGCUAUCCUGAACACGUCGAAAGUUGCUAAAUCGCGCGCUGCUAAAAGCCCCUUGGCCCCUGGACUUCAUAAUUUGCAAACGUCUGCGCGUUCCCUGUCUCUGUGGCCCGUGUUUGCUGCAGCUUUGGCAGCCUCGCUCUGCGCGAUGAGACCGUACCAAAAAGCGCGCGCCGGGCGCGGGUCGCUCGACUUGACACUCUUGGUGGCGACGCGCGCGGCUGAUACGCUUUUGGCGCGUGCGCUCCGAGGCUGCAAAGCGGCUUCUGUCGCCGACCCUGCUCUAUUUGCAGCCCUGUCGUUUUUCAUCAUGUAUGCAUGGUUUUACCACCCGGAGCGCCUACCACACUCGUACCGCUCGUGGAUCACUCGCGCCGCUGAUAUGGACAUCGAACUACUAACUCUUUUACGCCACAUGCGCACCGGCCGCGCGGUGUAUGGUCGAGAAGGACCUGAGGCACAUGUACUUGAUGACUAUUGCCGCCGCUAUGGCCAGGACCCAGUACGUGGCCUGACGGCGAAAAACGUUCCCGUUGACUGCGAGGUGGUACACGCCUUCCGCACCCGCAGCUGCGAGGUUCAUGCAUUGUAUCGUUUCUGGCGCGGCUUUGUUUUCGCGCUCAAGCUUUAUGGCGGCAUAAAUGCUGUCAUGUUCGUCGCUACAAUGCGCCGCCGCCCCACUUGGCGCGCCCUCAUGCGCGCCGCAUCUCUGGCGGUGAGACUGUCAUGUUUCUUGGGCCUGUUCAUUGCGCUCUGCUGGUACGGUGUGUGUUUGGCGCGGCGCCGGGUACUUCCAAAGUUGUUCCCAAAUGUUCAUCCGCAAUAUUGGGAUCGUACGCCGUGUGUAAUGAGCGGUUCCCUCCUCUGCGGGCUCAGCUGUUUGGUUGAAACGCCGACGCGGCGGCGUGAAUUGGCAUUGUUUGUGGCGCCUCGCGCUUUGGGCACCCUAGUACUGCCCGAGCCAACACCGGCUCUGUUGCGUACGGAGAGACUUAUUUUUGCUGUCAGCAUGGCAGCAUUGGUGACUUGCUCGAGACGAGACCCGGAUCUGGUGCGGGGUUUUUUCGGUCGUGGUCUUGCUGCAGUGUUUGCACGGUGA
Molecule: messenger RNA, 1512 nt
Organism: Clavispora lusitaniae ATCC 42720
Lineage: Eukaryota; Fungi; Ascomycota; Pichiomycetes; Serinales; Metschnikowiaceae
Source: RefSeq, a predicted model, not a curated record